Messenger RNA from Phycomyces blakesleeanus NRRL 1555(-), 2165 nucleotides. RefSeq lists its product as hypothetical. NCBI's taxonomy places the organism in Eukaryota, Fungi, Mucoromycota, Mucoromycetes, Mucorales, Phycomycetaceae. The transcript has a single exon. The coding region runs from base 1 to 2088 and encodes 695 amino acids. The record is from RefSeq and is a predicted model, not a curated record. Gene Ontology annotation, molecular function: protein binding.
AUGGUGGUUGGUACAUGCCUUUUUCCCAGCAAAUGUAAUGCUUCAAGAAACACACAAUCUCUUCUCGUACUCUUACGGCGAUCCAGACCUUUGUCGACACAGCCGGCGUUGAGGACGAGAGCACGCCCUGUAAAAUCUCCAUGCUUGAUUCAACCCCUACUUAGAUCACAUCGCCCUUGCUGGAUACCCCAACGCCUUCUUUCAACCUACACAACAUCAAUAGAAUCACCACUCGACACAAAUAACGAACGAGAACCACUCGAAAAACUAGACUUUCCUAUAGAUCUUCAUGGCUUAUUCACAAAAGAACUUGCGCAACAAGAAUCGACAGACAAGACAACCGAACAACCGUUAAAGGUCACUCGAAAAAAACCACCACUUCCAGACAUUCCCGCCCUUUAUAAUCAUAUAAAUAACAACGACCUCGCUAGCGCCCUCUCUCUUGUCCUGAACCCAAACCCUAAUGCACCUGUAUAUCCCCGUGAAGACCAACGAAAGGUCUAUGAGAGGAUAUCAAAACUCUCUGUCGACGAAAUUCUUGCUUUAUUCGAACCAUACUCACAAUACCUUUCCACAAAAGACAAAGAGGGCACAGGUGCCAGGCGGCGAAUUCAAAGAGGACUCAAGGAAGCGACUUCUUUUUGGAAAAUCGACAAAAUCAAAGAGAUACUUCACAAGUCCACCGAAGAACGGAUACAGGCUUAUUUAUUCAAUAUUUUGAUGCAAGCUUACCGCGAAUCGCUUGAACUCGACCUUCUUCUGAAUAUCCCAUCAAAUCUCACCUCGGAAUCCAAUACACGAUUCUGUAACACCGCAAUGGACACUGCAUUAAAGCAAAAACAACUCCAACACGUCGACGCGAUUUUUGAGAAAAUGAAAAGUUUGAAUUGUAUCCCAGACACUGCCUCUUUCAAUAUCUGGAUCCGAGCAAAACUCGUAACAUUAGAUAUCGAAGGAGCGACAGAGAUUUAUGAAAAUAUGAUUCUACGGAAGAUCCAACCCACGAUCGCAACCUACAAUACAUUUCUGUCGUAUGUAUGCCAGAACAAGAAAUGGUCAAUUUUAGAUAAGUGGGUGGAUCGCUUAGAAGAAAAUUCCAUGCCGAACUCCAUUACUCUACGCAUAAUUCUAGCAGCAGUAACAGAACACGAAGAACCCCGUGUGGUGUCUGCAUUUGAUCGUAUUGCUGCACGUAUACCGCCUUCAAAAGAUCCAGAGUACGUCCUAAACUCCAGCAUCGCCGUCUUACUUCGACUCAAAAAAAUCAAUACAGCUCUUGGACUCCUUCGGACGAUGUUUGAAAGCGAACGGGAUUUAAGUGUGUACGCUUAUAAUCUAUUGAUCCACGCUUUAACGUUAAAAGGCGACAUGUCUUCAGCUCGUAAAUUACUGUAUUCGAUGGAAAAUAAUAAUUACGAUCGAUCAAUUCCUGAACCCGAUCUCGUCAGCUUCACAACGUUAAUACAUGGAUAUAUUCGCGGUGCCCCUUCUCCCGAAUUGAUCGAUAUGCAAUCUAUACUAGACAUCUAUCGACACAUGCUUGACCGUAAAAUAUAUCCUAACCAGGUUCUUCGAUCAGUAUUACUCUACGGACUCUUGAAAUCUGGAUCUGUGAACGUCAGCGCAGCCCAGAGUAUGUUUGAUCUUAUGCUGGUGAAUGAUAAGGCAGUCAAGACUUCUGCAGCUGAAUCUUCACACACAAUCUUGUACAAUAUCAUGAUUGAUGGUUACUUUAUCCAUCAUAUCAACAAUAAAUCGAAAAUUGGACGUAGUAUACCUCACGAACCCUACCGACUACUAGAGAUGGCAACAAAGACAAAGGUGCCUCUGUCAACAUCUACCCUCAAUAUCAUGGUGCGUGGUUUAGGAGUAUUUAACAGCGAAUGGAUAGAGGCGGAGAAGAUGGUAGAAUGGUUCGAGUCUAAAGGUGUGAUGAUGGAUGAACGGACGACAUGGUAUUUUGUUUACAUGGCUUACAGGCGAGGUCAUCUUAACAAGGCACGCAAAUGGUUAGAAAAAUAUGAAAGCAGAGGAUGCGUGGUGCAUGGAGACGGGCUUGUUCAUAUUAAAACUUUGUUAAUCAAAUAAGAUCUUGUAUUUAAUUCCCUCCCUUUCCCCCCCUCUCUUUGUAAUAUUAAUAAAAACGAAUAAUCUCUUUCUAAACC